This is a messenger RNA of Penicillium waksmanii, 1479 nucleotides long. RefSeq names its product DUF1593 domain-containing protein. Gene Ontology annotation, molecular function: hydrolase activity, hydrolyzing N-glycosyl compounds. The record is from RefSeq and is a predicted model, not a curated record. The transcript has a single exon. Lineage: Eukaryota; Fungi; Ascomycota; Eurotiomycetes; Eurotiales; Aspergillaceae. The coding region runs from base 1 to 1479 and encodes 492 amino acids.
AUGUGGUCCAUUGUCCGUAUCCUUUUCACACUUGGCCUGAUAGCCACUUCUCUGCCUGCUGUAUCUGGGCAUGCUACGAGUAAACCAACAAAAUUACGCACCGUCGUCACAACCGACAUGGAGCAGGACGAUCUCGCCUCGCUCAUCCGAUACCUACUUUACACAAAUGAUCUCGAUACCCAAGGCAUCAUCUAUAGUUCUAGCGUAUGGCACUGGGCCGGCAAUGGCAACGGCACGUCGCUGCGCUGGACCGGAAACCGAACUAUUGAGGAUAUAGUCCUUAAGGCUUACGCAGAGGUUUACCCGAACCUUCGUCGCCAUGAUCCAUCUUACCCAACCCCAAAGGAGCUCCUGUCUACGGUCAGAAUUGGCAACAUCGACUUUGAGGGUGAGAUGAAUAAAGACACCGCUGGCUCUGAUCUCAUCAAAGAGCUAUUGCUGGACGAUGAUCCACGAAAGCUAUACUUGCAGGCCUGGGGUGGCACCAACACUAUCGCUCGUGCCCUCAAGUCAAUCGAGGACCAAUAUUCCAAAUCACGCAAAUGGGCACAAACCAAGGAUAAAAUCUCCCGCAAGGCUAUCAUAAUGGCUAGUGGCUUCCAGGACGAUACAUACGCUGAUUAUAUCGCUCCCCACUGGCCCCAAAUCCGGGUCGAGGAGCUGUCAGCUGGCUACGCCCUCUGGGCAUACAAUUGCAAUAAUGGCCAAGGCAACAUUCGCGGUCUACCCAGCGAUAACUUGUAUUUCACUGGUAAAUGGAUCAGGCCAAAUAUCGAGAUGGGUCCGUAUGGAAAGCUCUACCGCGCCUGGCUCGACGGUCAGUCCAUGCCAGGUGAUCCAGAGGAUGUUUUCGGCAAUAAAACGAAAGCAGCUGCUAGCUGGUGCAAACCACUUGACCCAUACGACUUUCUUUCCGAGGGCGAUAAUGUGGCUUUCAACCCCCUCUUGACCACCGGUCUUCAGGACCCAACUAACCCGAAUCUCGGUGGCUGGGGCGGCCGAGCAAAACAAAACUCUACUUCUCCGGAUCUGUGGGUGAUGGUUCAGAGUGAGGUCGCCCAAAAUGGCAGCGAAGUAGACUUGUACACUAUGAGCCGUUGGAUAGCGCCAAUUCAGAACGACUUUGCGGCCCGCAUGCAGUGGACAGUGACACCGAAAUACCGCGACGGAAACCAUGCGCCCACUGUUAGGAUUCUGAAUGAUGGCAUAGUGAAGGGGUUUCCUGGUGCUACAGUCACACUGGCCGGUGCAGUUUACGAUCCAGAUAAUGACAACGUCAACACUUCCUGGUGGCAGUAUUUCGAGGAAGGCACAUACCCCGGCACCGUGUCUGUAGCUGCCCAGGGAAAAAGCCAGGCGAGUUUGAAGAUUCCAGCUGAUGCAAAACGCGGUCAGACUAUUUCGAUCAUUCUGGAGGGAAUUGACGAUGGGCAUUUUCCUUUGACUCGCUAUGACCGUGUUGUUGUUCAUGUCAUUUAA